AUUACUCUCGUAAAUGGCUUCUCUGUUGUCAAGAUUCCUUCAUCAGUAAAACCUUGUGUUUAACUCAUUUAUUUAUUCUUAUCUCGGUUUCUCUCUGUGAAAUAAUAUUGGACUUCAUUUCCAGCUGUGAUCUAUGUGAAUGGGUGUUACACUUAUUUAAUGCUGUGCCAUAAAUGGAACAACCUGUUAGGGAGGGAGGAGUGCUAGAUCACUACACCUCUCCCUCUCCCUCUCCCUCCCUCCCCCCCUCCCCCUCUUUCUCUCAAACGCACAUCAGGAAGCUGUGUCAGUCUCAGAAGCUGGGUGAUACAUUUUUUCCCUUCAUUUACCUCUGCUUAAAGACCCUUGGAUUUACCUUUCCUUUCGUCAGGGGUUAUGCUACCAAACUCCCUCGAGUUUACUGUUACCCUUUAAUUAUCUUGCACUCCUUUAAUGGCAUCAGAAUUACUCAGUAAAGUCAUAGACUUGACAGGAAUUGAUGUUUGGCACCCGUCGCGGCCUCCUCCUGUGGACCCUGUGGAUUAUGAGACCUACGUAGUGAAGAAUAAAGUCUUACUUCAUAACGAUCCUCAAAGAGAACUUCUGAUUUUCCCAUUCGAUGAUGUUGUUAUUCCUCCACCUCACCCCCGGCAGAAGUCUCGUACCAUUUGCUCAUCAGUUCCAAAGAAUGCAUCGAAAGAAGCUACUACGUUACUUGUACGAGAAUGUCUCAAGACUUAUACUAGUGAUUGUCACAUCAUUACUUAUAACUAUAAUGCAUAUUCUGGCAGUUAUCAACAAUUACCGAACAAAAAGAAACUGGAGAGUUUACCUGAACAAGUUUUUGAAAUUGAUGUUGACACAGACGACAAAGAUGAGGAUUCCACCCUCAACCGGAACACUGUAUGUUCCAUCACAAAGGAAGGUUGGCUAUUCAAGGGCCCUGAAGGGCAAAAGGAUAACAUAAUAAGUUUCACAAGGCAAUUUAAGCGUCGGUAUUUCUGCCUGAAACAACAAACAGACUUCACCUACAUUUUGGAAUUCUAUAAAGCAGAGAAAAAGUCUGAAACGAAAGGUGCAAUUUACCUGGAAACUGCAUCUGAUGUCAUUAAGCAUACCAAGAAAGGUAAAUACUGUUUUGAACUGCAAAUGCAGGACCGGCGUUCCUAUUUAUUGGCAGCUGAAAAUGAAGCAGAGUUGGUCGACUGGAUGACAGCAUUCAAGGCAGUCAUUAACGCUAAUGAAACCAGUUCCCAAGCCUCAACAGAACGUUCUGGUAUUGAUGAAGAAUGUCCAACACCUACAAAGUCAGACAAUCACAGAUUAGGUCUUGAAAACAGUAUGCACCCUGAGCUUGUUAAGUAUUCCAGAGAAACUGAUACAUCACUGGCAAAAGCCCGGCAGGAAGAAAGACACAACCUGUUUGCUUUAUAUCCAGACAUGACAAGAUUCGGUUACGGUAAAGAAGAAGAAGAAGUCUACACCAGCAAGGAUGUCAUUGAUGUCUUCCCCAAAGCUCUUGGACAACGAUUCCUUUUAAGACUCCAAGAGUUUCAGCUGAAAUUGCAAGCUAAUGUUUCAGACGAUGACUGCAUAGAGAAUCAUCAGAAUCCAGAACCUUUUUUCAUAUCUUUUGCUCUCUACGAUGCCAAAGCGGGGAAAAAAAUCACAGAAGACUUUUAUGUUGACCCCAACAGUCUCCAUAUCCGCUCAAUGAUUCCAUCAGAGUUGUUACACGCUUCCGACAGACUACACACAGUGGACGGUGUCAAGAACACAGCGCCAGAGUUAUAUAAAUUUGAUGAAAAAUGGUUCUAUUCAAAGGAAAGACGAGCUGUAUUUUCUGUGACUGGUCACCCGUCUAACAUCUAUUUGUAUGCCAAAAUCGAGAAAGUACUGCAAGGUAGUAUAUCUCACUGUACAGAACAUUACAUGAAGUCCACAGACACUAAAGUAGGAACCAAGAUACACAGACAGAUGAAAUUAUUUUGUUCCAGGAUCGGUCAUCACAGAAUGCCAUUUGCCUGGACGGCCAAGUGUGUCUCUCCACAAGCAACAAAUGAUGCCAAAAUGGUUCUUUAUCGACAAGAGAGUUCCAAAUUGUCAGAAGAAGAAAUUAUUAAGAGACUCCAAGAAAUGAGAAGACCUGAAAAACAGAGUAAAUGGCAAGUAAUUCCAGGACAUUUGAAGAUCCUGAUAGAACCAAUUGAGUCUCCAGUUCCAAAUUGUGUAACCCCUUCCCUGCUCCCUCUACACCCAUUCCCUGAACCUCCAGUUGGAAAUUUACACAUUGAAAUCGAAGAAUUCCAAGAAGACAAAGAUUUAAGUUCUCCGUUCACUUGCUACCAAAACUUGCUUUUUGUCUACCCAAUCAGCCUUAAAUACGAUUGCCAAAAGACUUUCACCAAGGCACGAAAUAUCGCAUGCUGUAUAGAACUAAGAGAUUCUGAUGACGACGGAGCCAUUCCUCUAAGGUGUAUUUAUGGACGUCCUGGAAUGUCUGUGUUUACUACGGUUGCCAGUGCUACUGUUCUCCAUCAUAAUACUUUCCCAGAAUUUUCAGAAGAAGUGAAAAUUAAUUUACCAACGCAGUUACAUGACAAGCAUCACCUUUUGUUUCGUUUCUACCAUGUUAGCUGUGAGUCUUCCAAGACGAGUCCGAGAAACUCGUCUGCCUCCUCCAAGAAGAAAGAUAAUAUAGAAACUGCCAUCGGUUAUGCUUGGUUGCCACUCUUGAGGGGUGGAAAACUUGCUUCAGAAAAUCCAGACCCUUUACCCAUCGCAGCCAACCUACCUGCCGGUUACCUGUCGCAUGAUAUGGUAGCAAGUGGCAAGGUAAUGUGUCCUGAAAUAAAAUGGGUCGAUGGCAAGAAAGAACUACUGAAGGUCAAUCUCAGAUUGAAAUCCACAAUAUACACAAAGGAUCAACAUUUGUACAAUUUCUUUGUACAUUGCCAAAAACUGGAAAAUAACUUCUCCCCAACUGUAGAAAGCGAAACAACUAAUAAAUUGAAGCCUGAAAAUGGGCGUGUCACAGAUGAUGCAGCUCACCACCUAAAUGCCAUAAAGUCCCUUCAUGCUGUUGAAGUGAGUACCUUCAUCAACUUCCUACCAACCAUUCUCAACCAGUUGUUCCGACUCAUUGCCAGAACACACAAUGAAGACAUAGCCAUGAAUGCUGCAAGGGUUCUUAUACACAUUGUCUCUGAAGUAAACAAUGUCGGCAAACCAGACAUUCUUCAAGCUUAUGUCAAGUAUGUCUUCAAGACCUUACCGAGCCCCAAAGGAACCAAAGUGAAGACAGUACAUGAAGAAUUGGCCAAAAACCUCACAGUUUUACUCCGCCCUAUAAAUGCUGACCAGUCGGUGGUCAGUCGUUUCCUAAAACAUUCCUGGUUCUUUUUUGAGAUUCUAAUCAAAAGUAUGGCUCAGUACCUCAUUGAAACAGAGAGAAUUAAGAUGCCAAGAAAUGAGCGGUUUUCCUCAGAUUACCAGUUCCGCAUCCAGAACCUGAUCCAAGCCAUCUACCCUCAUUUGUACCAGAAACAGGAUGAUAUCUCAACGGAUGCCAGUACUGCCAACCACAGCCUUGCCACAUUUAUCAAGCAUUUAUUUACACUAAUUGAUCGAGGUUUUGUGUUUCGAAUCAUCAGCACCUACAUGGAGAACUUCAGUGUUAGAGAUACAAAGGUAUUCCAACAAAUGAAAUUCGAGUUCCUUAGGAUAGUUUGUAGCCAUGAACACUAUAUCCCUCUUUGUCUUCCUCUAAUGAGGCGUGGCCUUAUCAAAAAUUACAAAGAUGUCCAAUUGGAAGAUUUGAAACAUGACUACACGUUAUCUGAAGAAUAUCGAAAGAACCAUUAUUUGGCAGGGCUGCUCUUGCAAGAAUUGAAAAUAGCCCUGUAUGACAGCAGAGACAUUCAUAGAUGUGCCAUCACUGUUCUAAGGAAUCAGAUUGCCAAACAUGCGUUUGACAGUCGAUAUUGUGCCAAGGGUCAUCAAGGCCGAAUAGCCGCCUUGUACCUACCUCUCAUCCCAAUCCUCCUUGAAAGUAAGGAACGUCUGAUGGACAAUGCUGAUAGUACAACGGCUGUCAGCUCCUCUACCCAGAAUAUAGAUCUCAAUGCUAGUACUGAUGGCUUCACCAAUUCAGACUAUCAUCACAAAAGUAUCUCGGGGAUCGACCAAAUCCAUAAAAGAGAUUCUUCAUACUUUGAUGUUAUUGCCGGAAGAGCUCCACCCCAGUCCGUGAGUAACUUGAAUCUUGGAGAGCCUGAACAACUAGAAUUACUUGCUCUACAACAAUCCAAUUUGGUUAUCCAGGCAACCAGAGCAAACAGUUCUUCACACUCUCAUUUAAGAACUCAAUCAGUGGGUGGUCCAGUUCAAACCGCUCCGUUCCAAACCACAAUGUACAGUCGCUACGAUAAAUUAGAUACCACAGAAGUUAAAGACUUGUUGAUAUGUUUUCUACAUAUUUUGAAAUAUCUACCAGAAGAUAUCCUAUUAGGAUGGUUCAAUAAUUCUUCAGAAUUCAAUGUUCUUGAUUUAUUUUCCCUUUUAGAGCUUUGUUUAUACCAAUUCAGAUAUGUUGGGAAAAGGAAGAUUUUAACUUUGGGCAACAUUGGAGAUACACGUAAAGCCAUGACUGCUCCCCAACCGUCACACAAGUCAUUCAUUGGGGCCAGUAGUAAUGGAAUUUUACACCAAAGAACUUACAGUCAAUGUCAAGACAGCCAGGCUGACUUAUCUAACGCUCCUGGAAUAUUUAACAUCCAUCGGGCUCUGCAGGAGGCUAACAUAUCAACAGAGGUUGGCAUUAUUGUGCUUGAUGUUUUAAGUCUUUACAGCAAUACGUUCAAGAAACAAUUGGAACACAAAGAUGGUGACAACAAUUUGAUGAAGAAAAUCUUUGAAAUUUUGUUGUCAUUUCUACAGACAAGUCAGUCGGAGACAUUGCAAAAACACAUCUUCUCCAUUUGGAGAUCUUUUAUCCGGAAAUUCCAGGCUGUUUUGUUCAGAGGAAAUGCCAAACUUUGUGGAGAUUUGUGCUACGAAAUCUUGCGUUGCUGCAAUUCUCGGUUGAGUUCAACGAGAAAGGAAGCCUGUGCUUUACUCUAUCUUCUGAUGAGGUCCAAUUUUGAAUACAGUAGGAAAACCAGUUUUACCCGAGUACACCUGCAGGUCAUCAUAUCCGUGUCACAACUUAUUGGUGAUGUUGUCGGUAUCUCCAACUCUUACUUCCAGGAGAGUUUAGUGAUGGUGAACAACUACGCCAAGAGUGAUAAAGCAAUGCAGAAAACCAACUUCCCAUUAGAGGUGAAAGAUUUAACAAAACGCAUCCGUACAGUCCUAAUGGCCACAGCCCAACUUAAAGAACACGAAAAAAACCCUGAGAUGUUAGUAGAUCUACAAUAUUGCUUGGCUAAAUCUUAUGCCAGUACCCCAGAACUGAGGAAAACUUGGCUGGAAUCCAUGGCAAAGGCUCACUUACGAACAAAAGAUUACUCCGAGGCUGCGCAUUGCUACCUUCAUAUAAGUGCACUUGUUUCAGAAUAUUUGAGACGGAGGGGGAAGAUGAAGUCGAGAACCUACCCACAAGGCUGUGCUGCGUUUCACAUGAUCUCCCCCAACAUACAGAUUGAGGAAUCCUCUAUAAAAGAUGAUUCCGGAAUGCAGGAUGUUCACUACACUGAUAGUACGUUGAUUGAGAACCUGGAACAAGCAGCCCGAAUCAUAGAACAAGCUGAACGCUAUGAAGUUUUAGGGGACAUUUACAAACUCAUUAUUCCAAUGUAUGAAGUGGCCAGAGACUUUGAGAGAUUAUCUGAGACUUACCGCAAAUUAUUUGAAGCUUACAAUAAAAUCGUUGAAGUGAUGCACUCUGGCAAACGGCUCCUUGGAAAAUAUUAUCGUGUAGCAUUUUAUGGACAGGCUCACUUUGAUGAAGAAAACGGCAAAGAAUAUAUUUAUAAAGAACCUAAAGUGACCAACCUUUCAGAAAUCUGUGACCGAUUGUUCAAUUUAUAUACAUACCGCUACGGCAAAGAGAAUGUGAAGUUGAUUAUGGAUUCUAAGAAGGUGAAUGUUGAUGAACUUGACCCUAAAUAUGCCUUCAUCCAGGUCACCUAUGUAACCCCUUAUUUCACUAAAGAAGAAAGUAAGGAACGACUCACAGAAUUUGAACGCAACAACAACAUACAGCGCUUCAUGUUUGAAACCCCGUUUACGAAGAACGGACCUGCUCAUGGCUCUAUCACGGAACAGUACAAACUACGGACAAUACUGACCACCUCGCACACCUUCCCGUACGUGAAGAAGAGAAUAGAAAUCAUUGAACACAUGGAGCAGGAACUGUCCCCCAUCGAAGUAGCCAUUGACGAGCUGCACAAUAAAGUGAUUGACCUUCAGGAAGUUGUCCGAGCUGUCACCCCUGACGUUAAGAAGCUCCAUUUGAACCUACAAGGCUGUGUCAGUACCCAGGUGCAUGCUGGUCCGUUAGCCUAUGCUGAAGCGUUCCUCAGUAAAGACAAAGUCAACAAGUAUCCAGUUGGUAAAGUGGCAGCACUCAAAGAUGUCUUUAAGAACUUUAUCCAUAUCUGCAGUGAAGCGUUGGAUUUGAAUGCGAAACUCAUUGAGACGGAACAAAAAGAUUAUCACGAAUCUUUGAAGGCUGGUUUUAAUGAAAUCUACGAGAAACUAGGGGAGAUUGUUGGAGAUAAACAUUUCCUCUCCGGCCGAUACAGCAUUGGCAGCCUACCGGGCCGACAUUCGGCAUCCAUCAUUAGUCUUCUCAAUUCCACAUCUGGAGCGAGUACCGUAUGACACAAAAGCCAUCAGAAAGCAGCAGAUAUGGUAAUCAAGAGGAUUAUGAUGACGAUGAUGAUAAUUGGUGGUGGUGGUGGUGAUGAAGGUGGUGAUGGUGGUGGUGAAGGUGGUAGAUUCACCGACGACUUCCAGUCAGUCCAUUUCUGCAUUCAAUUAUUUUUUUUACCCAGAACGUUGUUAAACUGCUGUGAUAGUUUAAACCACACUUGGACAUUUCUGCGUCUGUCCUUCAUCAACUGCAAGUUUUACUGACCACAACACUUCUUUCCUCCUGUUGCAGUUUUAAAGAAUCAUUUUUUUUUUAAAUCUUUUUUUUUUUUUUUCCAAAUAUACGGACAAACAACAA
Molecule: messenger RNA, 7153 nt
Organism: Octopus sinensis (East Asian common octopus)
Lineage: Eukaryota; Metazoa; Mollusca; Cephalopoda; Octopoda; Octopodidae
Product: dedicator of cytokinesis protein 9
Exons: 53
Coding region: 433-6804 (2123 amino acids)
Biological process (GO): positive regulation of GTPase activity; small GTPase-mediated signal transduction
Molecular function (GO): guanyl-nucleotide exchange factor activity
Source: RefSeq, a predicted model, not a curated record